Messenger RNA from Exophiala mesophila, 972 nucleotides. RefSeq lists its product as uncharacterized. NCBI's taxonomy places the organism in Eukaryota, Fungi, Ascomycota, Eurotiomycetes, Chaetothyriales, Herpotrichiellaceae. The transcript is spliced from 2 exons. Bases 1 to 822 code for a protein of 273 amino acids. The record is from RefSeq and is a predicted model, not a curated record.
AUGGGUGUAUCUCUACGCGAUCGUCUUCAGGACUAUGCGGGGCCUCUGCUCCUUCUCAUCAUCUGCAUCAUCUAUCUACCCAUCACAUUGGCCGCCCAUCCUCUUCUCCUCUUAACUUCGCCGUCUUCAUUUCGAUCCAAAUGGUUCGAGAGCUUCUGGACCGUUGUGGGUCCCAAAAUGGCUGCGGACAAGGUCCAAAUGACCGAAAUUCAUGACCUUCUGUCUCGGGCCCGCGGCAAAGUCCUCGAGUUGGGCCCUGGAGCCGGUGAUCAGAUGUAUCAUUACAAUCCUCGACAGAUUGAAACCCUGUGGGCGGCUGAACCCAAUGUGUUUCUGCACCCCAAACUACUCGAGGCCGCCGACAAGAAUGGACUACGCAGCAAAUUUCACGCGCUGGAAGCUGGUGCUGAACCGGGGACUCUCCUCCCUGCCCUCAAACGUGCCAAUUUGAUCUCCGGAACUUCAACCUCCUUGCCUAAGGAUGGUGUUUUCGACACCAUUGUCGUGGUCAAAGCUCUGUGUUCAAGCCAGCAGUCUCAACUCGCCUCCACAUUGGCCAUUGUCCAGGGGCUUCUGAAGCCUGGCGGUCAAUUCUUGUUCUUUGAGCAUGUCGAGAGCAACUCGGACCCCAUCACCGUUCUUUACGCCUCAGCGCUGAACUUGGUAUGGCCAGCCUUUGCCGGUGGGUGUCAGCUCAAGGGCAAAGUGGACAAGCUUGUCCUGGGCAUGGGUGGUUGGGCUGACAAAAAGGUCACAACCGUUGGUGACCAUAAGGGACACGAGGUGCUUAGAUAUGUCAAAGGGACUGCGACCAAAGCUUGAUUUACGCGAGCUAUGAAGAAUCAACAUGACCAAGGUGCUUACGCGUAAGGACUAGGAACACAGGUUUGAUUGUACAUCAUUAUUCAUUUCGAUUUUGCCAGCAACUUGACGGCCUGCUAUACGCCCAGUAAUAAACAGCAGUUAUGAGAG